AUGGAAGAUAGUAGCAUGAGUAGUCUUGAUUUAUCUUGUUCUGAGAAAACUAAACAGGUGGAUGAUAUUAUCCCAGUACCCGAGGAAGAAACAUCAUCUUCACUGGGCUCAAUCCCAUCCCUCAUUAAGGAUGCAGAUAACUAUGUAAGAGGAAUAUUCAGUGGCUUUAAGAGCACCUCUACUGAUGAUGAGUGUAGUACAACUGCUGAAAAGGAUGAUGAUGAAGAAGAUGAAGAGGAAGAAGAAAAGGAACCAUUAUUAGAUUCACUGAAAAAUUCCUUUAAGAACCUUUUUGACAAAAGAGGCAUAGCUCUUUUGGCAUUAAUAUUUCUCCUUGGAUGUUUGAUCUACAUGUACAAAAAUGGACACUUGGCCAAUAUUGCAAAAAUGCUUCCAAUGUCUUACCUAACUGGAGAAAGCCAUGAACACCACGACCACCAUGAGCACGGGCAUGAAGGAUGCACCUGCAAAAACAAAGGCGAAAAACCAGCGAACAAUGACGGCCCAGCUGGAGAAUGCCCAUGCCAAAGAGCUAAGAGAUUAGCUGAAGAAGCAGCCAAACAAAAAGCAGAUGAAUUAAUAAAUGGAGGCCAUAUCUUUGAGGCUUAA
This is a messenger RNA of Plasmodium knowlesi strain H, 609 nucleotides long. Its product is annotated as conserved Plasmodium protein, unknown function. The record is from RefSeq and is a predicted model, not a curated record. Lineage: Eukaryota; Apicomplexa; Aconoidasida; Haemosporida; Plasmodiidae. Bases 1 to 609 code for a protein of 202 amino acids. The transcript has 2 exons.